UUCAAGAAACCUAAUGGAAAUGCAGGAGAUGUGAACCUUAAUUUAAGCAGAAGCACAUGCCCAUUUGCAGCUCAUCGUCAACUUAUCUUCUCCCUAACUCCAUAUACUAAUAUAUUUCCAAUUCAUUGCCCACUCCCCUAACACAAAGCUCACCAUUUCCGUUUCCCUCUUUAUAAACUGAUCAGGAAAAAGAAAAGUAAUAUACCAAUAAUCAUGGCUACAAACCCUAACAGUGUUCAAAAAAUUGUCAGCCAUGCCAAUCCAACUACCAUUUUCCGGUGGGUCCCAGUCCGCCGGAAAAUCACGUUCAGGAAGAAGCGGUUGCCGACGGUGCGGUUAGGAGAUGCGAAGAACCCUCGCCGGGGAUUCUCCGUCGUGAAGCUUUUCCGGCGAGUUCGAUUGAGGUGGCUGAAAUUGCACUACACGUGUAUGCUGAAAAAACUGAAAGAAUAUUAUCAGUCUGCGGUGAAAGAUAUAAUGGAAAGUGGCGGAGCAUUGGACGCCUUUCAGCAACGUCUACUAUUGGAAACCUCUUUCGCUGUUCCUGUAAUGGGCCUUUCCUUCAAUACUUUUCCCAAUCACCAUGGAACUUGAAAUUGCAGCACCUUAACAAAAUCUUUUUGGUAAAUAUUUACAUUUUCUAGCUAUCUUUUCAAGCUUAUUAAAUAAAGUCCCCCUCCUAUAAAUGUAAGUUUUUUUCUUUCUUUUUUUGAAAAAAUAAUUCCUCUUAUAUUGAGAAUCAUAAACACUUAAUGUGUGUUGUUGUGAAGCCAAUAUUAUACAAAGUGAUAAAAGAAACUAGAAUAUCACAGUUGGGAUUUAAAUAAAUAAUGAAAAUGACAUUGUAUAACCGCUUUUAAAAUAA
Messenger RNA from Nicotiana tabacum (common tobacco), 865 nucleotides. RefSeq lists its product as uncharacterized. The record is from RefSeq and is a predicted model, not a curated record. Lineage: Eukaryota; Viridiplantae; Streptophyta; Magnoliopsida; Solanales; Solanaceae.